Podarcis lilfordi (Lilford's wall lizard) is the source of this 818-nucleotide messenger RNA. Lineage: Eukaryota; Metazoa; Chordata; Lepidosauria; Squamata; Lacertidae. The record is from the annotation of a GenBank genome assembly.
GACUUCAGGAGGAGCCAUGGGGAUUGCAGGACCUGCGGAGCUUCAUUUCCCCUGCCUUUGAACUACCUUUAAGACCUAGAUGGAAACCUGGAGAAGCUUUGAGCUUGUUGGGAUGGAGUCAGGGCGACAGUCCCGAGAACACCCUUCAGAGUCUCCAUCUGGUAAGACAGUCUUGACUGGCCCCACUCAAAGCAUCUCAGCCUGCCUCCUCUCCACCAUGACUUCUGCAGUUUGCACCCAAUAUGCCCUGGAUUUGGGGAGAUUGUGCCAUGACCUGAAGAACACUCAGGAGGACAUGAAGAACUUCCAGGACAAAGUCACGGGCACCUUGGUGAAGCUGGAGGGCAUCCUUGGUUACUUGACAGAACUGGUGGCCAGGCUCGAAACCAGAAUCCACAAUGUGGAGCAGAGGUUGAGGGUAGAAGAGGACAAAGGCACAGCGCGGAGCAAAGUCCUGUCCUUCCUGCUGCCCAGGGAGAAUGAUCUACGCAAAAGAUGUACUAUAAUGGAAAACAUGUUUUUCAAGAAGUGGACCUGGCUGGAGGAAAUGGUCCAGAAAUGGACCAAAGAUUGGAGAAGCCCAGCACAGUUGCAAUUUGCAAUCCGUGAGAGAGGAAACAGAAGUCUUGCCCUCGAACUUGGGUCAGAGGACCAAACGUCAACAGGGAGUUAUGAAGGACUGGGAUGGGAAUGAAACAAAAUGACGAUAAGUAAUCAUAAUAACACAUAGACACUGUGCAUCCUAAUGCUCCAUGCUUUCUAGCACACCUGAGUAUUCAUGUGAACUUUGGAGGUAAUAAACUAAUUAUUUGUUCCCC